Lodderomyces theae is the source of this 816-nucleotide messenger RNA. RefSeq lists its product as uncharacterized. The record is from RefSeq and is a predicted model, not a curated record. The transcript has a single exon. Bases 1 to 816 code for a protein of 271 amino acids. NCBI's taxonomy places the organism in Eukaryota, Fungi, Ascomycota, Pichiomycetes, Serinales, Debaryomycetaceae.
AUGCAUUCUACAUCAAUUGCAAUACAUUGGAUAAUAGCAAUCACUACUUUCUUCUACUCUCCCCACAUCCAACUGCACUCUCUUGAAGAAACACCAGUUACACAAUUGGAAGAUUUAAGAGACCUUCCUUCAAUUCAUCAAUUUAAAAACUUGGAGGAUUUGCAACAAAAUAUGCACCAAUUUCUAUACAAAAUCAACCACACUUUGAACCUGCAACAUCUAGUGGUACACCUCACUGAUCUAGAUACUUUGGUCUUUCCCGACGAUGGAGAUCCCGACUUGAAAGUUGAUCAUGUUGCUGCACCCAGUUCCCAACACACACUCUUUUUCCCAGGAAAAGAAGCCGCUACACCACCAGAGAAUUGGAUUGAGCUACACGGCUCAGAAAUAAUACAGCAAUCGAGUGCAAGAGCGAUAGAAGUACAGACUCUAUCGACCGUGGAAGAUGACAGUGCAAGGGGUGAAGUUGCAUAUUCAACGGGAAGAUUAAAGAAAGUAUCCAGCGAAUACGACUCAAAAAUGUCGUUAUAUCUUGGAUUCAUUGCUUUUAUUGGUAUCUCAUCAGGGAUAACUUUUGCUCCCGAAUUUGAAUUUUCCACAAGCACUUCCAUUUAUUAUACAUGUCCAGUAUUAGCCGGCGAAACAGUUGCUGUAAAAGUGUAUCCCACAUUAACUACAUUUACUCCGUACACUAGGAAAAUAAAGUGGGAUCACAAACUACUGAAGUUUGCAGCUAAACUGCCAUUCACCAAAAUGAAAAAAGUUUCUUUAUUCACCUUGACUGGGUUGGAAGAUGUUGAAUGCUUUUACCUUUAA